CCUUCCUCUCUUCGUCCCUUCGGCUCCUCGGCUCCUCGGCAUUUUCCGUGGCUCAUCCUGCUUUCCUCACACCCGGUAUUUCUGCCGGGUGUAAUUUCCCAGGUUUCUCUUCAGCCACUUCCGGGUCUCCGGUCUUUCCGGAAGCCCGCGAUUCCGGAAGCGAGGGCGACCCAGAUUCGGCUAGGAAAAGCCCAGCUUGGCAGAGAAUGUUUGAGAAAAGGUUGCGCGGCGCCCCGGCGUUCCGCAGACCCCGCAGCUCUUGUCAAGUGUGAGGCAAAGGCCUCCAGAAGCAGAUGUGCAGCAGGACUCUCUGCCACCGUUUGGUAGGCCGCUGAGUGCUGACGGGGCCACAGCCACGGAGGAAAGACAACAUUGGAGAAGAUAUGGCUGGCAGAGAAGAGAAGAUGCAGAAUGCAACCAGAGUGCUGAGGAUAAGUCAGCUGGAUGCACUUGAACUCAACAAGGCCCUGGAGCAGCUCGUGUGGUCCCAGUUUACUCAAUGCUUUCAUGGAUUUAAGCCAGGACUGCUAGCGCGCUUUGAGCCAGAAGUGAAAGCAUUUCUGUGGCUUUUCCUAUGGAGGUUCACCGUCUACUCCAAAAAUGCCACUGUGGGGCAGUCAGUUUUAAAUAUUCAGUACAAAAAUGAUUCUUCUCCCAACCCAAUAUACCAACCACCAAGUAAAAAUCAGAAACUGUGGUAUGCUGUGUGCACCAUUGGGGGGAGGUGGUUAGAAGAACGAUGCUACGAUUUGUUUCGAAACCGCCAUUUGGCGUCUUUCGGGAAAGCCAAACAGUGUGUGAAUUUUGUGGUUGGACUUUUCAAAUUAGGUGAGUUGAUGAACUUCUUGAUUUUCCUACAAAAAGGAAAGUUUGCAACUUUGACAGAACGCCUCCUUGGCAUUCAUUCCGUAUUUUGCAAGCCCCAGAAUAUGCGCGAAGUUGGCUUUGAGUACAUGAAUAGGGAACUUCUCUGGCAUGGCUUUGCUGAGUUUCUGAUUUUUCUCUUACCACUCAUCAAUAUCCAGAAGUUGAAAGCCAAAUUGUCUUCCUGGUGCAUCCCCCUUACGGGCACUGCUGGUAGUGACAGUACAGGAGGCAGCAGUGGAAGAGAGUGUGCUCUGUGUGCAGAGUGGCCCACCAUGCCCCACACUAUUGGAUGCGAGCAUGUAUUUUGUUACUACUGUGUUAAGAGUAGCUUCCUAUUUGACAUAUACUUUACAUGCCCUAAGUGUGGCACGGAAGUACACAGUGUGCAGCCAUUGAAAUCAGGAAUUGAAAUGUCAGAAGUGAAUGCUCUUUAGAACCCAAGUUGUUUGCUCUGAGGAAAGUGUAUUGCAUCCCGUUCCUUGGGAUUGGUCAUCCUUGGUGUUAUCUGUAGGUGGCUUUUAACAGGAGUGUGCUGUGCAGCCACGCUCGGUCUUUCCAAGCACAACUCAGUUCUAAUCACUGGAAACCAAAUGAUACUAGAGAAUCUUAGAAAUGAUCAUGUUAUUUUUUUAGAUCACCUAAUACAACUUUUAAUGUCAAGAAUACUGGAAUUUUUUUGUCAGAUGAAUAGCAGGAAUGACUAAGAAUGCGCCUUCAUAGAAAAAGGUCAGACUCUAAAAAUAAAAGAUAUUUGAGACUCUGGGAUGACUGUGCAUUUAUUUUCGGAGAAAACGGAACAUUAUAAGCUGACAUCGUAAGACUCUUUUAUGUUGACUCUCAAGUUCUAAUGUCUCUCUGGUAACUCAGCUUUUCCCUGAAGCCUGUUUUCAAGAGGUUCAGUCCAUAGCUGUCAGACCCCGUCAGAGUUGAAUUCUUACACUCAAAAUGUAGAAAAUUCUUAAGGCAGCCUAGAAGUGAGUUCUGGGGACUGUGGGACAGCUAGGAUGAAGAACUCUAUUUUCUAAGUCUCUAGGAUCAACACUCAGGUUCACACUAAGCAUAUUGGUAAUCUUAGGAAGUAAGUCUAGAGGUCUUCUGUACUAAUGAUAUAGGAAUUCAUAUCACAUGGAAAUGCAAAUGUAAAAAAAAUAAAAUAAAAGUUUAUAACAGGCUUA
Molecule: messenger RNA, 2042 nt
Organism: Grammomys surdaster
Lineage: Eukaryota; Metazoa; Chordata; Mammalia; Rodentia; Muridae
Gene: Pex2
Product: peroxisomal biogenesis factor 2
Exons: 3
Coding region: 384-1301 (305 amino acids)
Biological process (GO): protein import into peroxisome matrix
Cellular component (GO): peroxisomal membrane
Molecular function (GO): zinc ion binding
Source: RefSeq, a predicted model, not a curated record